Messenger RNA from Closterium sp. NIES-67, 2348 nucleotides. Lineage: Eukaryota; Viridiplantae; Streptophyta; Zygnematophyceae; Desmidiales; Closteriaceae. The record is from the annotation of a GenBank genome assembly.
UGCCUGUCAGCCUCUCACGUCGAACACAACUCAAUCUUGCAGGUCACAACAUCGCGGCCUGCGCGGACCGACGACGUCAACCAAUCACGGCCUUCUCUGCCUGCAGGCAUGCCUCCUCUUUGCGCCGCGUAGCGUUUGAGCACUGUACGACUGAAGAAGAGGAGUCGUUCGUCCGUUCGCGCAAUCGGCCAUGAGCCUGAAAGCCCGAUCGUCGCCGCGCGUAGGGUCGCUUGCCUCCUCGUCGACCUCCUCGCUCUCGCCGAGACCCGCGACUAUUAAAGACGUCGCGAUUCGCGGUGUCUCGUCCUCUCGAUAUUAUCUCAGGGCUGACGUCAUGUGGUCCUGGUGGAAGGACGUUCGGCUGCGCACCCUCGUUUUAGUCAACAUCGCGGCCAUUGUAGAGAGGGCUGACGAGGCGCUUCUUCCUGCUGUGUAUAACGAGGUGGGGCAAGCCUUCCACGCGUCCCCCCAAGCCCUGGGCACUCUAACUCUUGUGCGCGCGCUCGUGCAGGCGUUCACGUGCCCUCUCGCCCCCUGGCUGGCGCACUGGAUGCCGCGGGUGCGGGUCAUUGCAGUGGGUGCAUUCACAUGGGCGAUCGCCACUCUGGGCGUCGGCGUGGCCACCAACUACUAUGAGGUGGCAGCGUGGAGAGGUCUGAACGGGGUGGGGCUAGCUCUCGUCAUCCCGGCCAUUCAGUCCCUCGUGGCCGACUCAGCCACGGCCAGCACGCGCGGCAUGGCGUUUGGCUGGCUGCAGUUCGUCACCAACUUUGGCAACAUCCUUGGCUUCACCCUCGGCAUCUCCCUCGCGUGCUACACCUUCUUUGGCCUCGCUGGCUGGCGCAUGGCCUUCAUUCUCGUUACAGCCAUCAGCCUGGGGCUCGCUGCCAUGCUCUGGCUGUUCGCCCAUGACCCCGUACCAACAACAGUCAAGUCGGUAGAAGCCUUGACUGAUCUGGCUGACGACGCCGGGGCGCAAGAGGAGCAUUCUGCAGCGCCGCUGCUGUCAGCAGAGAAGGGGUCCUUCCAGGAAGAUCACAUCCUAAACCCCGAAAAACAGCAACCCCGACACCAGCAGCACCAGCAGCAGCAGUCUCAAGACGAUGAGUCAGCUCCACUCCAAUCCACCGCCUCCCAUCGCCGCCUUUCUGCCACCUCCCCAUCCCCCCCCUCUUCUCACUCCUCCCUCCUCUCCUCCUCUCCCCACUCCCCUCCCCACCCCUCUCCCCCCCCUCUCCCCGCCCCCCUCCCCUCCCUCCGCUCCUCCUCCUUCCUCUCAGAUAUUCUCAAAGUCCUCCGCAUCCGCACCUUUCAGCUGAUCAUUGCCCAGGGGGUCAUCGGUUCCUUCCCCUGGGCGGCCGGGGCGUUCUUCCCCAUGUGGCUGGAGCUCUUGGGCUUUUCCCACGCGUCCACCGCGUUUCUGCUGUCGGUUUUCACUGUGGCGUGCAGCCUCGGGGGACUGUUUGGCGGGUGGUUUGGGGAUGUGAUGGCGAGGCGGUGGCCGGAUGGGGGGAGGCUGGUGUGUGCGCAGAUCAGUGCUGGGUGGGCGGUGGUGCUGUCCACGCUGCUGCUGAGAGUGGUGCCGCAGUCGCCGGACUACUUUGGGCUGUAUCUGGUGGUGUUGACCCUCAUGGGGCUGCUUAUAUCGUGGAAUGCUGCUGGCACAAACAACCCCAUAUUUGCGGAAAUAGUCCCGGAGCGACUCCGCACGGACAUCUACGCCCUAGAUCGAACCUUCGAGAUGUCCAUCGCAGCCUUCGCACCGCCCACUGUGGGCUACCUCGCCCAAGCCUGGUUCGGCUACAUCCCCCCUUCACCCCUGGCUGCCGAUACCACCGCUACAGGCAGCGAGGGUGGAAUAAGUAGUAGCAGCAGCAGCUCGUGCAGCCGCAGCAGCAGCAGGAGCCAUGCGGAGAUGGCAGCAGAUGCUAGGAAUGCAGAGGCGCUGUCGCUCGGCCUGUUUUGGACCAUGGCGCUUCCCUUCGCCAUCUGCUGCGUUUGUUACGGGUGGCUGUACUGGACGUAUCCUAAGGAUCGGGAUAACGUUCGGGCUGAGUCUGCUGCUGAGGCUCGGGAAGAGGAGACGAGGUUGGGUGGAGGCGGUGAGGAGGGAGGAGAGGGGAGGUGCUGACCUGAGAAGCUUGUGUAUAUGAUUCAUGUUUUUUCUAGCAUGUACCGUCGGCAGGGCUCCCGUUAUCAGACCAAAUCAGUCUGAUGGUCUGAAAAUCAGACUGGGUUUUUAUGUUUCAUCUGAUUUUUUGACAAGCCAAAUAUAUUCGUCUGAUUGUUCAGACAAGAUAUAAGAAUUCGUCUGAAACAUCAGACUAGGUGUACACAUUCAUCUGAUU